Molecule: messenger RNA, 1281 nt
Organism: Vanrija pseudolonga
Lineage: Eukaryota; Fungi; Basidiomycota; Tremellomycetes; Trichosporonales; Trichosporonaceae
Gene: SPAPB1A11.03
Product: putative lactate 2-monooxygenase
Exons: 1
Coding region: 1-1281 (426 amino acids)
Molecular function (GO): FMN binding; oxidoreductase activity
Source: RefSeq, a predicted model, not a curated record
AUGGACGGCAUCGGACGGCGCGAACAAGGCCUCCUCUACGCCCGCGGCACAUACGGGCACAAGCCCAAGGUGCCCGUCGACGCGGACAGGCUGUACGAAGCGGCACACAAGGUCAUGUCCCCAAAGGCGUGGGGGUACGUCGCCGGCUCUGCAGGGCGCAAUCGGACCGACAAGGCGAACCAGGCCGCGUUUGAGCGGUACCCGAUCGUGCCGCGCAUGCUGCGCGACGUCUCGAAGCGGCCGAUGGGUGUGAGCCUCUUCGGGGUGGACUAUGCCUCCCCGCUCCUCUUUGCGCCGAUCGGCGUGCUCGAGAUGGCUCAUCCGGAGGCGGAGUCAGCCGUCGCGAAAGCCAGCCGGGAACUCGACAUCCCGAUGGUCCUCUCGACGCAGGGCUCGACGCCGAUGGAGACCGUCGCCAAGGCCCUUGGCCCGACGAAAUUCUGGUACCAGCUCUACUGGUCCAACGUGGACGCGCUCGCCAAGAGUCUUGUCCAGCGCGCGGAAGCCGCGGGCGCCAAGGUCCUCGUCGUGACCCUCGACACGCACGCGAUGGGAUGGCGCUGCAUGGACCUCGACGAGGGGUUUUUGCCCUUCGCGCUCGGGCAGGGCAUCGCGCAGUACACGUCCGACCCGGUCUUCCUGCAGCUGGCGGCGGCGCGCGUGUCGUCCGGCAAAGGCAGCGCGGCGCCGCCCCAGCGCCCGACGCUGAGCGCGCUCUGGGGCCUCGCGAGCAUUGUCGGCCAUUACCCCGGCAAGUGGAUCGACAAGCUCUUCUCGCCGCUGCCCCAGGCGGCCGUCCACUCGUUCCUCGACGUCUUCCCCUGCCCCCACCUGACAUGGAAGGACCUCGCCAAGCUGCGCGAGUGGACGAGUCUGCCGAUCGUGCUCAAGGGCAUCCAGUGCGCAGAGGACGCGCGCACCGCGCUCGAGCACGGCGUCGACGGCAUCGGGGUGAGCAACCACGGCGGGCGGCAGGUCGACGGCGGGAUCGCGGCGCUCGACUCGCUCGAGGAGAUCUCGCGGGAAGUGGGGGGCAAGGUGCCGAUCAUCUUCGACUCGGGGAUCCGCAACGGCGCAGACGUGUUCAAGGCGCUCGCGCUCGGCGCUGAUGCCGUGUUGAUUGGGAGGCCGUGGCUCUUUGGCCUGGCGAUCGACGGCGCGCAGGGCGCGCGCGACGUCAUGGCGCGUAUUGCCGCCGAGCUCGACCUCACUAUGGGCCUGGCGGGGGUCGCGGGCGUGCGCGAGAUCAACCGCGAGUGUGUGAGGAUUCCCAAGGCGUAG